AUGUCCGGCGCAUACUUCAAGAACGACGGCGUCGACCUCUUUUACGUCGUCGAGGGCACUGGAGCUCCCAUCCUCCUCCUCCACGGCUGGACCUGUGACCAUCUUGAUUGGAGCUGGCAACAACCGUUUCUCCAGUCUCUCGGAUUCCAAACCAUUGCAAUCGACCACCGUGGCCACGGCCGCUCCGGCGUUUUGCCCGGCGAUAAUUAUGGCCCCGAGAUUCUCGCCGAUGACGCCGCCGCGCUUCUCUCCCACCUUGGCGUCGAGAAGGCCAUCGUCAUGGGCCACAGCCUCGGAACCGUCGUGGCAUCAGCGCUGGCGGUGCGUCACCCAGAGAAGGUGAAGGCGCUCGUCCUUGUCGAUCCCGUCUACCAUCUCUUCUGGGAGGAGCUGGAGCCCUUCGUCGCCUUUAUGUGUCAGCCAAACUCGCCACAAAAUGCAGCCACCUUCUUCGACCAGGCCUUCUACACUGACUCCAGUCCGGCGUGGCUGAAAGCCUGGCACCGACACCGUACCCUGGGAAAUCCGCCGCACGUUGUCUCCGCCGUGAUGACGCAGCUCUAUGCGCAGGAGAACAGCAUCGGCCGCAAGGAAAAUUCUGUUAUGUACAAUAGGCGGCGGGCUUGCCCGCGCCUUGUCACCUGCAUGGAGCAAAUGAAGGCAGAUUUGGAGCAUGAGAUUGGUUUGAAUCCAGCGACAGAUAAAGUUGAACUUCUUCCGUCCGGGCACUGGCAUCACCAACAGGAUGCCGACGUUUUCAAUGCUGUGGUGAAAGGGUGGUUUCAGGCACAGGAUCUCCUUCCAAAGAUCAACAACUGA
Molecule: messenger RNA, 819 nt
Organism: Lasiodiplodia theobromae
Lineage: Eukaryota; Fungi; Ascomycota; Dothideomycetes; Botryosphaeriales; Botryosphaeriaceae
Product: Alpha beta hydrolase fold protein
Exons: 1
Coding region: 1-819 (272 amino acids)
Molecular function (GO): catalytic activity
Source: RefSeq, a predicted model, not a curated record